This is a messenger RNA of Schizophyllum commune H4-8, 1248 nucleotides long. RefSeq lists its product as uncharacterized. The record is from RefSeq and is a predicted model, not a curated record. Lineage: Eukaryota; Fungi; Basidiomycota; Agaricomycetes; Agaricales; Schizophyllaceae. Bases 1 to 1248 code for a protein of 415 amino acids. The transcript is spliced from 18 exons.
AUGACGGGACGUCCGCCAUCUUCGCCUGUCCCACCACUCAUUACGCUGGUCGACGUCAAUUUCGGAUUCGCCAUCCUGCUGAAUGGCUCGACAUCCCUGAGCCUCUCGCUGGUCAGCAUUAGCAUUCGCGUCCUCGCUGCAUCCAUUCAGGUGCCACUACUUUUUGUCUCCUACCGCCGCGACCACCCGACUACUGGACCAGCCUUGCCCCGCGUCCUCCGACUGUCGAUGCAGUCAGUCCCGACUUGCACGUUCCUCGACGACCUCGGGACGCGUCGCCAAACGCGGCGGCGACCUCGGCACGGUUUCAUCGCGCCUCGUGCUGCGACCAGCUUUGAUCUCGCCGCGACGCGUGCCCCGCCACGCGAGCUCGGGACCGUCGUCCACGCGCUCGGAGUGUUCCGCCACCGCUCGUGUACUCGGCGACUGCCGUCGCGGCUAGCGAGCGCGCUGUUGACAUUGAAACGUGCCCCUCGACGAGCAGAGCGUCAGGGAAUGAUGUCGCGACCUACGCCACACGACCGACGCGUGAAACCCAUAGGCGGGACUCCCCACGAUGCCGGGAACUCAGCAACCCUACCGCACCCAUGCUCUGAAUUCGAUGUGCCCGACCUCGGGAGAUCCCUCGAUGAUUGCCUCGACCGAGCCAGCUCGAUUGCGAACUGCCGCGAGGCAAUACAAGCUUCACUCGGCUCGUCUCGAGCUCGCAGAGAGGAGGGAAUCAUCAGGCAUGACCUGAAAGUUUCUCCUCUGCUGCUGUUGGCUUCACUAGAAUCAAUUGAGAGCGCGGUAUACGCUCCCUCGCCUCUAUAUCGCCCGAGACGCUGCCUGGAUGAAAUGGACACAUAUAUGACGCCUUUGACGCGCCAUGAAGGUCUAUGCGGGACUGUACAAAGCCGCGACAUUGCUCCUCCACCCUCGCUACGACCUCUGGCUUACGCGUCGGCCCCCCACGCCUCUGAGAUCACACACUCAUUCGACAAGUUUUUGACUAGGUUCCUUGUUGGCGGUAUCUACGACUUUCUAUGUCGCAGCGGCUCGCCAAUGCGUUUGAGCACCACCCCCAGGCGCGGGGGAGGCGCUGACAGUCCAUCUGAAGGGUGGAUAUCGAGAUUGAGCUUGUCCAUGACGCGGAUGCGCACGAAUAUGCAUUCCGCACAUCGUAGAGGUCUAGCUCAGCCAGAGAGAGCGUGGGGAGGGGUCUUUGAAUGCGAUCUCGUUGUUCUCAGGCGAUCCAGCUCGUCUUAA